GACACUUUAUGGACUUCCUGUCUCGUUUCAUAACAUCGUAACUGUGUAUAAUGUAGCAUUCUCCCGUCUUAAGUAAGCGACUAUCAUUCAUUGCUUCCUGUCUUAAUAAUGACCUGCAUUAAGCGGCUGUUCUCUAAAGGACCUCGCUCCAAAGUCGCGUGGUUGAUGACUGGUGAAGCUCUCACCUCCUGCAGGUGCUUCCAUGCUGAACUAGUGAGACACGAAUCUAGCGCGCUUCCAGUAGUUCAUCACAGCAAGUAUGUGUGUGACCUCCCACCCAAUCACAGGUUUCCAAUGGGCAAGUUUCCCCGGGUUUUACAGUGUUUGCUCAGAGAUCAGGUCAUUACAGAGAAACAGGUGUGGGUCCCUGAAAUUGCCUCUAAGGAUUUACUGAGCUGUGUGCACACCGAGGACUACCUGGACAACUUCAUAAAUGGGAAAAUAAGUGAGCAAGAGCAAAGGAGGACAGGCUUUCCCUGGAGUGAAGGCAUAGUGAGGCGCUGUCGAUAUGAAACGGGUGGGACUGUUUUAGCUGCUGAAGUCGCUCUGCAGAGGGGUCUGGCUUGCAGCACAGCAGGGGGAACUCAUCAUGCUUUUCCCAGCUAUGGUUCAGGGUUUUGUCUCCUCAAUGAUCUUGCAGUCGCAGCCAAAUACACGAUGAACAAUUCUCCUAAUUCUCCUUCUACUAAACGCAAAGUUCUCAUUGUGGAUCUAGAUGUUCAUCAGGGUGAUGGCACCGCUUUCAUCUUUAAAGAGGAGCCUUCUGUGUUUACAUUCUCAGUGCACUGUGGGAAAAACUUCCCACUUCGUAAACAACAGAGCGAUCUUGAUAUCAGUGUGGAGGGUGGGCUGGAGGACAAGGAUUACCUCUCCACAGUUGAAGCCCACCUUCCCUGGCUGCUGGAAACCUUUCGCCCAGACCUGGUUUUGUAUGACGCAGGAGUUGAUCCUCACUGGGAAGAUGAACUCGGAAGGCUUCGCCUGACAGACCAAGGGCUCUAUCAGAGAGAUUUGUUUGUGCUGAAGACUGUGGUGAAAAGAGGUGUCCCUAUCGCUGCUGUUAUUGGUGGAGGAUACUCUAGAGACAUUGAUAAACUGGCACUCAGACACUCUAUCGUCCACAGAGCAGCAACUCAGGUUUGGAGGGAGUGUGGUAUGUAAAACUUGGCUCCCUAAUCAAGAGGAUCCUCAGUGGGUAGCUGAUAUUUGAGAGUCAAUGACAUGGUCAUUUGGAAAGUUUCAAAAAUGUAUUAGAAACUGACCAGUACUUCAGUUACUUUGGCAUAUUUAUUUAAUUUACACAGUUGAGAUUAACUGUAGGAGUGAUACAUCUUAUGCGGUCACAUAUUAGAACUUAUUUCACUCAUUUUUGGUUCGUUGCAAUGAUGGUCUUGUAACUACAAUUAUAUUGUUAUAGGGACAUCACAGCCACCAUAACAACAUAUUUUUACAUUCAUCUGAAAAAGGUUUUCAUGGAACUCAGUACAGUCCUGUGGAAAAACUGUUUAUAUAGGAAUCAAGAGGUGCUGCUUAUCAAAUGCUCUUGAUUAAUUGGUCAAAAACACAAAAGCAGAGUUUCUGGUAGUUUUCUGGAAUGGAGCUUUCAGCUCCCUGUUAAUGCCACAUUCUUACCAGGAGUGGAAAUUCCACAAAAUUCACUCAAAGGUCAGACAAUACAACUCUUAGGGAGGAUUUACUUUUUUUUGGGGGGGGGGCAUAAAAAACUAAGAGCUAAAAACUUUACAAGCCUCAGGUAGUAUCGGAAAUGUUAACAUUCCAAUGCAAUUAGAAAAAAAACUGCAUUUAAAUAAACUUCUGCAACAAUGUUUCUGAUGAGACUAAAGCAGAGAUGCUUGUCCAUAAUGGAUAGCGCCAUUUUGGGUACAAAACACUACAUGUCAAUGCAAAGACCACAUAUCAGCUCACAAGCACGGUGGUGGAGGGAUAAUGAUUCGGGUUUGUUUUGUAUCCACAGGAUUUGGGCACCUUGCGGUCAUUGAAUCAACCUCGACCUACAAUAAAAUGUUUGAAAAAGAAAAGAGUCAAGGUGUUGUAGUGACCCAGACCAGAUUUAAAUGCUAGUGUGGUGUGGCUUUUAAGAGCUGUGCAUAAAUGAAUGCCAAUAAACAUUAAUGAACUGAAGCAAUAUUAAAAAGAAGAGGAUUUCACUACAAUGUGAGAGACCAAUACAGUCCUACAGUAAAAUAAUUAAGUUAUUGCAUAGACUGCAGAGUCCAAUGGAAAUCUUCACGUGACUACAUGUUAAAGAAUUAUUUAAAAAUCCUCACAAAUCAAAUAUUAAGGCUUUCAUUUGUAGGCUGGUGAUGAUUCUAGUAUAGUAUGUGCAAGUUGGCUAUAAAGACUUUUAGCUUACCAUUUACCAAAUUGUAUCUGUGUGACAAUUAAAUACUCUAGAAAUAAACUGUACAUGAACAAAUCUUUGUUGUUAAUGGGAGUAGAAGCAAGACAACACCCGUGAACAAAAACAAAUUUAAUAAAAAACAAAACAAAGUAUUUACAUCAGCUCACACAAGACAUUUGCCACUUUUAAGACAAACCUAGUUGGUCCACAAAAACUAUACAGCUAAAGAAAUGCACCACAAUGGAUAUAAACAGUUUUCCAAGUCUCACCUAUUAUGUCAUUCACUGACAUCAAGCAGCAAUAUACUUGUGAUAGAGUGCAAUGUUUAUUCACAGUACAUGAGGCAGUUUUCUGAUUUGCUGAGACAUACCAAAUUGUUACAAGACACAAUGCCACUAUUGCAAAUAUCUACAUCAAGGGCGCGCACACACACAGACACGCCCACUGGCGACAUGUCGUCUGGAACACUUGUAGAGUAAAACAACAAGAAAAUGGCACUAAUGUUUCGGAAGAGAUUCUGCACAAUUUUAAACUUGUAUGAGAGUGCAAUGAAAAAGUACGCACGAGCAGUUUCACAGGAAGCGUUACCAAGAAGUCCGCAGCUGAUACUAGCUGCAAAUUUGGCUCCUUUUAAUGAGAGAUAAGCAGCAUGCGAUUUUGCAGACACAAAGAAAGAAAGAAUUCUCUACUGAAAUCAAUAUAUUAAAAGAUAAAAGCAGAGGGAAGAGUAUGCUGUAGCUUUGUACAUUUCUCUUCUGCUCAUAUUUAAAGCACAAAGAGAAGAAAUGUUCUUUUAAAAUACAAAUCAAUAGCUGUGAU
Molecule: messenger RNA, 3181 nt
Organism: Pundamilia nyererei
Lineage: Eukaryota; Metazoa; Chordata; Actinopteri; Cichliformes; Cichlidae
Gene: hdac12
Product: histone deacetylase 12
Exons: 8
Coding region: 109-1161 (350 amino acids)
Biological process (GO): epigenetic regulation of gene expression
Molecular function (GO): histone deacetylase activity
Source: RefSeq, a predicted model, not a curated record